Messenger RNA from Microdochium trichocladiopsis, 4116 nucleotides. RefSeq lists its product as uncharacterized. The record is from RefSeq and is a predicted model, not a curated record. Gene Ontology annotation, biological process: carbohydrate metabolic process. The coding region runs from base 1 to 4116 and encodes 1371 amino acids. The transcript is spliced from 8 exons. Gene Ontology annotation, molecular function: hydrolase activity, hydrolyzing O-glycosyl compounds; chitin binding. Lineage: Eukaryota; Fungi; Ascomycota; Sordariomycetes; Xylariales; Microdochiaceae.
AUGCACCGCAAGCUGGGCCUGGCAGCCGCCCUGUGGUCUGCCCUGCCCUCCACGCAGGCCCAGGAACUGUCAUCCAUCGACGUCUUCAACCAGCCCGCAGACCCCAACACCUUCUACUCGGACCAGCACGCCUGCCCGCGCGCCUGCGGCGACCUGCCUGCCGAUGAGUGGGAUGUCUUCUCGUCCUUCCAGCGCCUGCGGGUCUGCGACGAGCCCAUGAUCUUCCAGCUGGGUCUGUACGCCGGCAUCAACAGCGAGGACGAGGCCACGCCCCUGAAGGUGCGCGUGUGCACGACGGGUGACGAGACGUCGCAGGUCAACGCGCUCUUCGAGCCCAUCAUCACACCCCCCGAAGUCCUCGAGGCGGCAGCCGCCAACAUCCUCGCGGCACUGGCUGAGCCCGAAAUCGACGACACUGUGGGCAACUUGCAGGAGCGUCAAACCCAGCAGGAGGGAACUGCGCAGUGCGUCGUAGGGGAUCCGGCACAGACUUCUCUCCACCUGAGCCGCACAGGCGAAGGCUCUGCCCAGGGUGCCCAGGCCAUCCUCGACAGCCUGGCCAAGUACUUUGGCAACACUAAGAGUUGUGAGCGCGUCGCUCUCUUCGGUUAUCACAAGGGCACCGUUGCUGGUCUGUACGCGGGCAAUGGACUCAACAAGGCCACCUCGGUGGGAGCCAUUAUCAAGGCGGUCAGCGGUGCCGGAGAGGUGCCCCAGCACGUCUCGGCCGAGGUCUGCGGCACGGGGCGCAACGCCAACCACGUGUUGGGUCUUGUUGUCGACGGCACCGGCGACCUGGCUGCUGUCCAGAAGACGGUGCGAGACUGGAACGAGGCCAAGUGUCUCUCGCAAGACGACACCUCGGCCGCAACCUCGGGCAACGGUGUCGACAUCGAGAUUGCUGAGCUGCCCAUCCCCAAGGUCAUCACGGGAGACCUGGCCAGCAACUCUACUGGCAUCGCCAACGGCACCGCUCUGGCCGGGAGCUUUAGUGCCGGCAUCAAGCGGGCAGACUGUCGUAUCGAACGCGUCAUCAGUGGUGACAGCUGUGGCUCGCUCGCCGCGCGCUGUGGCAUCUCAUCCAACGACUUCACCAAGUACAACUCGGCCAAGGACCUCUGUUCUACGCUCAAGCCCGGACAGCCCGUGUGCUGUUCUUCAGGAUCUCUACCGGAUUUGAAGCCUAAGCCGCAAUCUGACGGCACUUGCUACACGCACUAUGUUAUUGAGAACGACAAUUGUUCUAACCUGGGCGCCAUGUAUACCCUCACCAAUGACGACAUUGAGGGCUUUAACAAGGGCGUCAACGGCACCUGGGGCUGGACGGGCUGCAAGAACCUCAAGUUUGGCAUGAACAUGUGCCUGUCCAAGGGCAAGCCUCCCAUGCCCGCGCCCGUCAGCAACGCCGUCUGCGGGCCUACCAAGCCCGACACGGAGAAGCCGUCCAGUGGUCAGAACCUGGCUGACCUCAACCCUUGCCCCCUGAAUGUGUGCUGCAACAUCUGGGGACAAUGUGGCAUCAGCAACGACUUCUGCCUCGAGAAGCGUGGCGAGAGUGGCAACCCUGGAACAUCGCCCGAGGGAACCAACGGCUGCGUGAGUUCCUGUGGUUCUGAGAUCAAGAAGGACGGGACUUCUCCUGCCUCGUUUGGCCGGAUUGGCUACUUUGAGAGCUGGAACUGGAACCGGAACUGCCUCAACAUGCGGGCGGCGCGGGCCAACACGGACGGCACGUACACACACAUCCACUGGGCGUUUAGCGACAUUGACCAGUCGAACUGGACUGUGAAAAAGAACGACACCAACGGCCAGUGGACCGAGUUUAAGAACCUCCGCGGCGUCAAAAAGAUCAUCUCCUUUGGCGGCUGGGCCUUCUCUAACGAGGCGCCGACCUAUGACAUCCUGCGCCAGGCGAUGAACCCUUCCAACCGCGAGACCUUUGCGAACAAUGUUGUGAAGUUCUUGAAGGACGAGGGCCUGGAUGGCGUAGACUUUGAUUGGGAGUAUCCCGGGGCUCCUGACACCGACUUUCCAGGCCUGCCGAGUGACGGACCAAACUACCUCAAAUUCCUGCAGCUCAUCAAGGGUAAACUUGGUGGAAAGUCGCUCUCGAUCGCUGCGCCUGCUAGUUACUGGUACUUGAAGCAGUUCCCAAUCAAGGAGAUGGCCAAGUUCCUCGACUACAUUGUAUACAUGACGUACGAUCUUCACGGCCAAUGGGAUGCUGGUAACAAGUGGUCCUCGGACGGCUGCCCGGACGGCAACUGCCUGCGCUCCCACAUCAACAUGACCGAGACGACGCAGGUGCUGGCCAUGAUCACCAAGGCCGGCGUGUCCCCCUCCAAGAUCUUUGUCGGCGAGUCCAGCUACGGGCGGUCGUUCCGCAUGGCCAAGGCGGGCUGCGACGGGCCCAUGUGCAAGUACACGGGCGACCGGCUCAACUCGGAGGCCGCGCCGGGCCGCUGCACCAACACGUCCGGGUAUAUUUCGAACGCGGAGAUUGAGAACAUCCGCCAGACGUACGGCGACGUCAAGAGCUGGCACGACGCGCGAUCCAACUCGGACCUCAUGGUGUACGACAAGGUCGAGUGGGUGGCGUACAUGAGCGACACGACCAAGAACACGCGCCGCGAGCACUGGAAGGGGUUCGGCUUUGCCGGCACCAUCGACUGGGCCGUCGACCUGCAGAAGUUCACUGGCGACACCCUCGAACCCCUUAACGACGAGAACGAGGCAGGCGUGAAGCCGCUCGAGAAGUGCAGCGACGUAGGAAAGUACAACAAGCUGGAGGACAUUGAGAAGAACGUCGGGAGCAUCCCGCUGCACUGCCGGUCCGCACAUAUGCUCAACGCCAUGCAGAAGAUCCUGUCCGACUCGCUCUCGGGCUAUGACAAGCUGCUCGCCGGCGGGUAUGACGAGAGCUUCAAGACGUAUGCCGACGUAGUGGUGGACGGCUCCAAGACGGCCGUCGAGGACUUCAUGUACGAGAACGGCAAGGACUAUUUCACCUGCAAGGUCACCGAGACCAUCGACAGCUGCGACCAUUGUAACACCUAUGACCCAGGCGAUAACUACUGCCGGUACUGCGAGGACUACGACUGCGGAUGGUCCAGUAUAUGCGACCAGCCAGAAGUACUCUGCGGGGACCACGAGAAUCGGUACAGAGAUAUAGACAUGCCCUGCCUGCCCGACUACUCGAUGCGGGCCGGCGGCAAACCGUCAACCAGAUACUGGCCGCAGACGACCCAGUGGAAGCUGCGCUCGGACAAGGAGAACGAGUUCUACGGCGCCCUGUACAAGAGCGUGGGCAUUGAUAAGGAGAACAUCCGGUGGACAGACGUGCACCACUGGGAGUGCACCCCGGCCGACUCCAAGGAGAUAUGCCGUAAGCGCAACUGGGAUAUCAACUUCCCCGUGCCUAGCGGCUACGACCGUGAGGACGUGCUCGACCCGAAGGACGUCGUCGAGGGCGCGCGCAAGAACCUGACGGAAAUCGGGCCCAGCAUGACUAACGUGCUCGACAAGGUCAAGGCAAAGACCUUCCGCGGGAACCUGGACGACAUUGUGGACGCCAUGGUCGUGCCUAUUGUCAUGGUCGAGGACGCGGUAGCCCAGAUGGGCAAGGUGAAGGAGCUGGCCGACAAGAUCGACGCGCAGAAGCGCGAGAUGAUCAUUAUGGCCUUCCUCAGCGCCAUCUUCUUCUUCGUGCCCGUCAUGGGCGCCGUCGUGGGUGCAUUCACGUCCCUCGCCAACGUGGCGCGCAUCAUGGCCCUCAUCGGUUCCCUGGGCGGCGCGGGCAUGGACAUCUACGAUAUUGUCAAGUCCGAUGGCAACGACUUCCUCGCCAUCUUUGGUCUCGUGCUGGCCCCGUUCGACAUCAUCAGCGUCGCCAAGAUCACAAAGGCCGCCAACAUCCGGCGCGGCAUGAAGGCCGACGACAUCAAGGCCCUGGGCGACGUGCCCAAGGCCCGCAUGGACACCAUCGAGCGCAUCCGCGGAAACGGCGCGUGCAAGGCAAAGGGCGCCAGGGACCUGACGUUUGAUGACUUGUCAAUGAGCGGCCUGGACGGGAGAGAGUACGGUUUCGUGCUGUCGCCGGUCCCUUUCAAGGGCUGA